Messenger RNA from Eruca vesicaria subsp. sativa (arugula), 1569 nucleotides. The record is from the annotation of a GenBank genome assembly. Lineage: Eukaryota; Viridiplantae; Streptophyta; Magnoliopsida; Brassicales; Brassicaceae.
AUGUCCCAAACCGAUAUGAAAGUUUGUAGUAACUAUUUUCUGGUCGAUCCGACCAAAGCAAGUGUUCUUGAUCUCCUUCUCCUUUUGUUUUUCCCCAGCCUGGCCAAUACAGGAUUCAUAGAUUCUCCACCGGACACACUCAAAAGCGUCCAGACAACUUUCGCAAGUCGAUGGAUCAUUGUGUUAGCCGUUUUGGUUCAAAAGAUAUUAAUGCUCUUAAGAAAACCCUUUGCAUCGGUAGGUCGUUUCCUCACCUAUUGGCCUAAUCUUCUUACGGCAAAUGGAGGCUUCUUCAAGUUGAUACUUCAUCUUUUGACAGGAAAGUUGGUAAAGCCUGAGGAAUCUUCGGCCACAUAUGUGUCGUUUGUAGGAUGCACAGAUCGAAGAGUAGAGCUUGACAAGAAGAUAAGUGUUGGUACCAUCGACUACAAGUCGAUGUUGUCAAUAAUGGCUUCUAAAGUCUCUUAUGAGAACAAAUCUUUCAUCACUUCUGUAGUCAAGAACACUUGGGAGGUCAAAUUCAUCUUCCUUUCUCUUUUUUUUUUUUCAUUCCAAAAAAGAAACCUGACUCAAGCCUUCCUGUUCAAGGCAUCGAGUACAAAUCCAAAUCUUAUCGUCGUUAGCUUCAGAGGAACCGAGCCAUUCGACGUUGAUGAUUGGUGCACUGAUCUCGACAUCUCUUGGUACGAGAUGAAAAACGUUGGCAAAGUUCACGCAGGCUUCUCAAGAGCUCUAGGCCUCCAAAAAAACGGAUGGCCCAAAGAAAUUAUACCUCUAGGACACCAAUAUGCUUACUACACAAUUAGACAGAAGCUUAGGCACAUGUUUGCAAAAAACAAGAACCUUAAGUUUAUCCUAACGGGUCACAGCCUUGGUGGCGCACUAGCCGCUCUUUUUCCGGCAGUACUGGCGAUUCACGGUGAGGAUGAGCUGCUAGAUAAAUUAGAGGGAGUUUACACAUUUGGACAGCCACGCAUCGGGGAUGAGGUGUUUGGGGAGUUUAUGAAAGAUGUGGUGAGAAAGCAUGGAAUAGAGUAUGAGAGGUUUGUUUAUAACAACGAUAUUGUGCCUAGAAUACCCUUUGAUGACAAGGUUUUAUUCUCGUUCAAGCACUACGGUUCUUGCAAUUACUUCAAUAGUCUCUACAAAGGACAGGUAAGGGAGGAUGCACCAAAUGCGAACUACUUCAGCUUGUUGUGGCUAAUACCGAAGCUAUUAAAUGGUGCGUGGGAGUUCAUAAGAAGUUUCAUAAUGCAGUUUUGGAAAGGCAGAGACUACAGAGAAAAUUGGAUUAUGAGGUUUAUAAGGGUUUUCGGAAUAAUAUUCCCAGGUGCCUCUAAUCAUCUCCCAUAUGAUUACGUCAACUCCACACGCUUGGGAGGCUUGGUUCGACCCAUUUCUGCCACUACUCCAGAGGAUAAACUAGCCCUUAUUGCUUAGAACUAAAGCCACUAUAAAUUUGUAAUAAUCGUGUCUACAUUAUGUGAUCUUGUUGGGUUGAAUAAGUUGUACUGGAGCAUUUACUUUCUGUUAUAUGUGUGACUUUUAAGUGUUAUAAUAAUGUUGGUA